CCGAGCGGAGCCGAGCGGAGCCGAGCGGAGCCGAGCGGAGCCGAGCGGAGCCGAGCGGAGCCGAGCGGAGCCGAGCCGCGUCUUGCCUUGCUGUGCCGGUCCCGGACGGCGGGGCAGGUUCUCUCUGUCCCACACCACACAAUUCACUCCCCUGUGAAUAUCUGCAGUGGUGGGCCGCAGACCUACUCGUUUGUGCCACACCUGACCAGUCACUCCACAGCGUGCUGUACUGUAACUUCUUACCUGAAGAAAUCAGCACCGAUUAGGAAAUGGCCAAAGUCGAAAGGUUUGCUUUUCAUGUCCCAAGUCUGGAGGAGCUUGCUGGGGUUUUGCAGAAAGGGCUUAAAGAGAACUUUGCUGAUGCUCAAGUCUCUGUUGUAGACUGUCCUGAUCUGACUCAGGAACCCUUCAACUUUCCUGCUAAAGGAAUCUGCGGAAAGCCUAGGAUAGCAGAUGUGGGAGGUGUUCCUUACCUCAUACCUGUUGUACAGAAAGAAAAAGUUUAUGAUCUAAAUACAGUUGCAAAGGACAUAGAGCUGCCUGGAGCUUUCAUUCUUGGAGCUGGAGCUGUUUCAUCCAAGGUUCUUGGAAUAAAUGCUGAGCUUAUCCCUAUUGUUCAAGCAAAGAGUGAAAAAAAGCCUGCUGUAAAUGGGAGCUACGUUGCUCAGAUAAAUCCUGCAGACAAAGGGUGCCUGCUUGAGAAGUACAGCAGUAAAUACACUGACUGUGAGUUUGGACUGUUGGCCAACCUUUAUGCCAGCGAGGGCCAACCUGGUAAGGUCAUUGAAGUGAAAGCCAAUGGAAGAACCGGGGAGCUUAACUUUGUGUCCUGUCUGAGACAAACUUUAGAGAAACACUAUGGAGAAAAGCCAGUUGGGAUGGGUGGUACGUUUAUCAUUCAGAAGGGGAAAGCAAAGAUUCACAUUAUGCCUCCAGAAUUUUCUUCCUGUCCGCUGAACACUGAUGAGGAUGUGAAUAACUGGCUCAAAUUCUUUGAAAUGAAGGCUCCACUGAUUUGUCAGCCAGUAAUAGUUUCCAGAGAUCCAGGCUUCGAUCUGCGCGUGGAGCACACGCACUGCUUCAGCCACCACGGGGAAGGAGGGCACUACCACCAGGACACCAGCCCGGACAGCGUGCAGUACCUGGGCUACUUCCAGCCCGCCGAGCUGCUCUUCCGCAUCGAUAGGCCCCAGGAGACGCACCUCGUCGGGAGAGACUGAGCCCCGCGGGCCGAGUUCAUCUUCCUCAAGUACAAAUGCUGAUUUUUUUAAUGCUUUUAAUUAUGCACACUUACGAGAUUUAAGAAUAAAUAUGAGAACAGCAA
This is a messenger RNA of Corvus hawaiiensis (hawaiian crow), 1324 nucleotides long. RefSeq names its product chromosome 2 C11orf54 homolog (gene BKGD). The coding region runs from base 270 to 1220 and encodes 316 amino acids. The transcript is spliced from 10 exons. Gene Ontology annotation, cellular component: nucleus. NCBI's taxonomy places the organism in Eukaryota, Metazoa, Chordata, Aves, Passeriformes, Corvidae. The record is from RefSeq and is a predicted model, not a curated record. Gene Ontology annotation, molecular function: hydrolase activity, acting on ester bonds; zinc ion binding.